AUGGAGCAGUGCAAUCAGAGUUCCGUGACUGAGUUCAUCCUCCUGGGCCUGGCAGAGGGGGCCCUGUCAGAAACCAUGCUUUUCGUUCUCUUUUUGGCCAUGUACUUAGUUACCCUAGUAGGCAACUGCAUGAUGGUCAUGUUGAUUGGGGCUGAGCAUCGCCUACACACGCCAAUGUACUUCUUCCUCCUCCAUUUGUCUCUGCUGGACCUCUGCUACUCCUCAGUUACCAUCCCACAGAUGUUAGCACACCUCCUCUCCAGAGAUAAAGCCAUAUCCUUUGCCCGAUGUGCCUUCCAGAUGUACAUUUUCACGGUGUUUGGUAUGGCAGAAUGUGUGCUGUUGGGUCUUAUGGCCUAUGACCGCUACGUGGCAAUUUGCCAUCCCUUACAUUAUACCACUAUCCUGAACUGGCACUUCUGUAGCUGGACAGCAGGAGCUGCCUGGUUGAGCGGCUUCCUCAACUCCCUCAUUGUCAAUGCCUUUGCUCUGCACCUGCCCUACUGUGCCCAAAAUCACAUCAAUCAGUUCUUCUGUGAGUUACCGGUUGUGAUGAAGCUGGCAUCUGCUGACUCUUCGGAGGCGGAGGUAGUUUUGUUUGUCCUUGGUUUCUUUCUUCUGCUUCUGCCUUUCAUCCUCAUCACUGCCUCCUAUGGCCGCAUUGUGAUUGCCGUCUUGCGCAUCCGUUCGGCUGAGGGUCGGCGCCGAGCGGCUUCAACCUGUGUUUCGCAUCUCCUGGUGGUGAGCCUUUUCUAUGGCACAGCCAUCUUUGCCUACAUGAGGCCUAGCUUCGUCAGCUCUGCCACAGGUCAGAAUAAGGAUGUCUCUGUUUUGUACACUGUGGUCACCCCCAUGAUGAACCCACUCAUCUAUAGCCUUAGAAACAAGGAGGUGAAGGGUGCUCUGAGGAAAUUAUUAAGCAAGAAAAAAUCCUCACCAGAGACAUGA
Python bivittatus (Burmese python) is the source of this 948-nucleotide messenger RNA. Its product is annotated as olfactory receptor 2D2-like. The record is from RefSeq and is a predicted model, not a curated record. Gene Ontology annotation, cellular component: membrane. Gene Ontology annotation, molecular function: G protein-coupled receptor activity; olfactory receptor activity. NCBI's taxonomy places the organism in Eukaryota, Metazoa, Chordata, Lepidosauria, Squamata, Pythonidae. Gene Ontology annotation, biological process: G protein-coupled receptor signaling pathway.